AAGCAGGGGUAUCAACUCACUUUAAGUUGUCUAACAAAACAGAGGAAUACUUAAGUAACCCUUCUGGGAAUGUGGGCGGGAGUGAAACAGUCAAUUGCCUUCUAUUCACAAAAUCAAAAUGGCCCACUGACCAAAACUGCGCUGUUCUUGCAACUUCAUAUCUGGGGUUCCGACAAUCAAACCAAAACUCCUGUUUUUUGAUUUGGGUUUAAGGGUUUUUCGUUGGGGAUGGCCAAAAGUUUAGUGGAGCUGAGGGAUCCAAGCAGCAGAAUCCCUUCCAGCCUUGAGUUCUUCAAGGUUUUUCUUCCCAAUUCCAGUUCUCUCCGUAUGAGUAUACCACCUGCUUUUGUAAAGUAUUUUAGAGGAUCCAUACCAAGUGAAGCUGUCCUCAAAGAUCAAAGUGGACAAUCAUGGCAUGUAACCUUGGAAGAACUGAAGAACAGUGUGUUUCUUAAGAACGGCUGGCAAGAAUUUGUUGACAGCCACUGCUUAAAAUAUGGGGACUUUUUAGUUUUCCAAUAUGAUGGGAAUUCCACGUUUGAUGUCAAGAUAUUUAGCAAAAAUGGAUGCAAGAAGGAGCUGAUAUCAGGAACCAGUAGUCUUAUCCUGGAAGUGAAGGUCAAAGAUGAGCCCCGAUCUGAAGAAGAAUACAGUACAUCGUUAACUCGUUGCAAAAGGAAUGAUUCAGAAGUUAGAUCCAGUGAUUGUUCAGGCACUGCCCCUAAAUCAAGGAAGAUAUCAACAACAAAUCUUGAAGAACUUAGCCCUUCUAAGACUGCAAAUCACGUUUCGAUGGAACCGCCGACCUUCGAGCUUUUAGUUAAGCAUUGGUCACAUAAUGCCAUUCAUAUUCCUAAACGAGUGAUGGUUGCACAUAACAUAUUGCUGAAACCAGAUGUGGUUAUUGUAGACGAAAAGGGCAGGUCGUGGCUAGUCACAGCGAAACCAAUUAGUCGUAGUCGGUUUGCCUUGACCACAGGAUGGCCGAUUUUCUUCAGGGCGCAUAGUUUGAGAGUAGAUGACAUAUGUACAUUUGAGUUUGUUCUCGGUUCGGAUAAUAUUUGUGGAGAAUUGAACGUGAAAAUCACCCGCAGUCGGGAAGGAAUUCAACAUGAAAAAUAGGCAGAAAUGGUGUAGGAGGGAUGAUGACUUGUAUCUUGCAUCUUGAAUCUGAAUCUCCCCCUUGGUUUCUUCAUGUAUAAUUUGGCUGUAAAAUGAUUUUGGAUC
Cucurbita maxima (winter squash) is the source of this 1227-nucleotide messenger RNA. RefSeq names its product putative B3 domain-containing protein At5g66980. The coding region runs from base 229 to 1122 and encodes 297 amino acids. The record is from RefSeq and is a predicted model, not a curated record. Gene Ontology annotation, molecular function: DNA binding. The transcript has 4 exons. Lineage: Eukaryota; Viridiplantae; Streptophyta; Magnoliopsida; Cucurbitales; Cucurbitaceae.